AUGAUUGAAGACGACCUCCCAAUUGAAGAUGCUUUAAGGGAUGAUGUGCUAUAUGCUCUUGAUGCCAAGGAAACCCUUUGGUUUUGCGACAUCUUCAAUUACCUUGCAUGUAGUGAUAUACCACCAACUUUCACUUCUCAACAACAACGAAGGCUUAAGUAUGAAGCCAAGAAAUACAUAUGGGAUGAUCCAACGUUGUUGAAAAGAGGGGUGGAUGGGAUUUUGAGGAGGUGUGUUCCCGAUGAAGAAUUCCAAAGUGUGCUCUCAAUGUGCCACUCAUCCCCUUGUGGUGGAUACAUGAGUGCCCAAAAGACCGCCCCUAAAGUCUUACAAUCGAUGCUCUUUUGGCCGACUUUGUUCAAGGACGCUUGGUCCUUUGUGAAGACAUGUGAUAGGUGCCAAAGGACGGGAAACAUCUCAAGGCGUGACGAGAUGCCUCACAAUCCGAUCCUUGAGCUCGAAAUCUUUGAUGUUUGGGCAAUUGACUUCAUGGGCCCUUUCAUCUCAUCUCAAGGGAACCGACACAUUCUUGUUGCCGUUGACUAUGUUUCCAAAUGGGCGGAAGUCAUGGCAUCUCCCACCAAUGACUCAAAGGUGUUUGUCAAUUUGUUCAAGAAAGUCAUCUUCCCAAGAUUCGGUGUUCCUAAGGCAAUCAUAAGUGAUGGAGGUUCACACUUCAAGCACCAUACAUUCAACAAGCUUCUUUCAAAGUAUGGUGUAUCGCACAAGUAA
Molecule: messenger RNA, 732 nt
Organism: Chenopodium quinoa (quinoa)
Lineage: Eukaryota; Viridiplantae; Streptophyta; Magnoliopsida; Caryophyllales; Amaranthaceae
Exons: 1
Coding region: 1-732 (243 amino acids)
Biological process (GO): DNA integration
Molecular function (GO): nucleic acid binding
Source: RefSeq, a predicted model, not a curated record